CAGAUUGGGCAGGGCGGUACGUGGAUGGGACUUGGCGUUGAUGUCUUGGAACAUCAAACACAGACAGGGUUUUCGCGGAGGUUGCUCUCCAGAUAUCUCCACAAUCACAGGUCGGGGAUCUUCCAAAAUCAAAAAGAUUGGCGCAUAGGGCUAGGUCUCUUCACCUUACAAUUUGUAUGGCAAUUUGACCCGGGGUUGUGGUGUGGUAGGGGUGGACGCGGGAAUAUCCCACGCGGGGGCUUCAAACCACGUUUGGUUGAAUAACUCCACCACCAGACGGGGUAUGCGGCGGUCGGCGUUGGGGUCAAAAUGCUUGUAUGAUCGAGUGCUCUUCGAUAGAUCUAUCGGCGGGUUCUUAUUCGAAAAAUUGAGCGAGUUCGUGGUGGGGCGGUUUUUGCUCGAUCUGGACAGCAGCAGAUCUGCUGAGCUCAGAAACUGAGUGAGUUCUAGUUCAAGAUAGAGUAUUUAUAACAAUUAUGUUAGCACCUUGGGUGGGAAACCAAGGUGUGCAGGUUUGAAACCCGCAGGGAAUACAUUAAAUUCAGAACUCAAGCACCUCAGGUUCCUAAUAAAUAAAGAGGUGUACAAAUCACUACAAUUAAUCACUCUAUGUUCCUGGGCUGGGAAGUUAUUAUUGCAUGUAUCUAGUUGCCACUCAUUCGUAUUUUCUAUUGUUCUUGUUAUCUUGGUGUGGUCUCAACACCUGUAUUUCCUCCUGUAUAGCCAACUCUUGGCCUGUAUUUAACAUCACACAAGAACUCAUAAUAAGCUCUGCUUGCAUAUGAGUAUAAUGGAAUAAUAAUAAUAAUAAUAAUAAAUCUGUCAAGAUUUGUGACAACUGUCUAGCUGUUUAUUUGAGCGCAAUCUUUUUCCCGAAAAUAAAGCUGCUUACAUAAUCGUAUUCUAGGGCACACCAAAAUAGGCGAGGCUCAAAUUUUGGUAUUUUCGGCAAUUCCAACACCAAGAGAUCACCAACUUUCAACCUCACACCGAAGAACCUCCUGUUUUCUACACCCACCUCUUUGAGGAUAAUCCGACAUUGGAAACGAUCCCCAUCGAUAUUCCUAUAAUUGAAAAUGUCGGACGGAGAAGAGACCGCUUCCAACCCGCCCGUCGGCGCUGCCGAUGAGGUCGAGGUUUCCGCCGAUGCUACCGCUGGCAGCCCCAUGUCCGUCCUGGACGCUCUCAAGGGUGUUCUCAAGAUCGCUCUGAUCCACGACGGUCUUGCCCGUGGCUUGCGCGAAGCCUCCAAGGCGCUCGACCGCCGCCAGGCGCACAUGUGCGUGCUCAACGAGGGCUGCGAGGAAGACGCUUACAAGAAGCUCGUCAUUGCACUCUGCCAGGAGCAUAAGAUUCCGCUCAUCAAGGUUCCUGAUGGAAAGAUGUUGGGCGAGUGGGUUGGACUUUGCGUUCUUGACCGCGAAGGCAAUCCUCGCAAGGUCGUUAACUGUUCUUGCGUUGUCCUCCGCGACUGGGGUGAAGAGUCCCAGGAGCGCUCCGUCCUCCUCAACUACUUCCAGACCGAACAAUAGACCACUCAACCACACACCCGAGGUAAAUAACUGGGUGGAUAGGAGGUUAAUGGAAUAGAAAAACAAAUUUAAGAAGCCAUGUAUAUGUGCGAGUUAUGGACGUGCUUGGUGGUGGACAAAUAUCUAUGAUUAAUGAAAGGACGAAACUUCUGGCUUGAUUUAAGAGCUAGGACCAUGCUCAACUUGUAAUUGAGGCGAAAUUAGACAGGACUUUUGGGGACAUAGGUGCUCUCCAUUUUAGAGUACCGAUCAAUAUUAACUCGCAUGACACAUUACUUGGUCUAUCUAAAUAUUCGCCCCUGGUUCAUUCUAGUCCACUUGGAUUAAGAUGGUAACAACUUACUAUCUUAGUAUUGAGUAAGAAGAUGGCACCAUUUGAAAGAAAUAUUGGACCACUUUCAUUCAUGCGUUCAGUUAUUUCAAAGGCAAAAUUGGGCCAAUGUGAUCGAUAUCCUGGCUUAAAAGAUAUCGAUCUCGCAUACCAAAUGCCAUUUAUGAACAGGUGCACGAAUACACAUAACAUAAUAGAGAUAAUGAUGAAUGCCGCUCUCAGCAAAUGAAAUGCAGUGGGGUGUAGCGGCGUCUAUGGCGUCAAUGGCUAGAAAAAGGAGGGAAAUCUCCCUCUCCCCCAGUUCUUCACAUUAGAUAGAAACAAAGCGGAAAAGAACAAACAGGACAUAACAGGAGACGUAGCUGUAUAGUGACUGCAUAAGUUUGAGUGGCGCUGGACGCAUAAUGGUAUAAAUUUCAAAAGAUAGACACAGAUGGGAAAAGAAACAGUCAAAAUAAAGGAAGGGUAUAAGUUGACUUUCCCCAAUCCCCUGUGAUAUCCAGCAUUCAUCGACGCCAAUGAGAUAAUGAUGAGGGAAUAAAAAAAUAAAAAUAAAAAUAAGGGGACAUGAUAUUGGUAGCGACAUCCGUGCACGUACACUCCGCAUGAGAUUGGACGGGAUACCGUGAAGCAGAUAAAACCUAAUGCAAACCCGAAACUAGGAGAUAUAUAUUACAUUAUAUACCCAAUCAUCAAAGCGCAAGGCUAACGUUCACUGGAGGUCGGAUUUGCGUAAUGCUUGGUGCCAGAGGACAAAAUUAUAGAAGGAGACUGGUGUGUGUAUUUAUCCAACCGGUUAAUCGAAGUACAUUGAUCAGUGGAUGAAUCAAUUAAACAGUCAAUCAAUGACAGUAGCUCAGCGGAAAUCAUAGGCAGGAAAAACCAUCUUCUCUCUCAUUUGUGGAGUUAGAGAGAGGUGCUGAUAUGGUGAACUGCCAGGGUCAUAGUACAUGCCCUCGAUAUGACCGUCCUCGCGACGAAUGGAGAUAUAAUAGAAGCCGGAUAUUGUGAGUCCUUGACGGGAAUGUGACGGGGUAAUAAAGCAUCGUUCUAGCGGUGUAGGUGGGCUAAGCAUAUCAUUAUAAUACCAAGGAUGACGUUGUCGGGAAUAAGACCAACCUUUCCAGCGCAUUAAGAUCCACCCCUUCGCAAGCCGCUCUGUCACCCAUUUCUUGCUCACAAGGUUUCUCGCAGUUUCGGUGUAAGACAGGGCUUUGAACGGCUCGAGCUCGC
Blastomyces dermatitidis ER-3 is the source of this 3096-nucleotide messenger RNA. RefSeq names its product 40S ribosomal protein S12. Gene Ontology annotation, cellular component: cytosolic small ribosomal subunit; ribosome. Gene Ontology annotation, molecular function: structural constituent of ribosome. The transcript has 3 exons. The coding region runs from base 1077 to 1532 and encodes 151 amino acids. The record is from RefSeq and is a predicted model, not a curated record. Gene Ontology annotation, biological process: translation. Lineage: Eukaryota; Fungi; Ascomycota; Eurotiomycetes; Onygenales; Ajellomycetaceae.